This is a messenger RNA of Fonticula alba, 3382 nucleotides long. RefSeq lists its product as hypothetical. The record is from RefSeq and is a predicted model, not a curated record. NCBI's taxonomy places the organism in Eukaryota, Rotosphaerida, Fonticulaceae. Gene Ontology annotation, molecular function: damaged DNA binding; single-stranded DNA binding; single-stranded DNA endonuclease activity. The transcript has 3 exons. Gene Ontology annotation, cellular component: nucleotide-excision repair factor 1 complex. Gene Ontology annotation, biological process: resolution of meiotic recombination intermediates; nucleotide-excision repair involved in interstrand cross-link repair; double-strand break repair via homologous recombination. Bases 150 to 3365 code for a protein of 1071 amino acids.
CCUCCCCUCCCAGAGCAUGCCCUGCCCGCCCCUACCUGGUACCCGCACUUCCCCUUUGCAAGCCUGAGAGUGUGAGAAAGCGCGGUGACGCGAGAAACCACGCGCGUGUGUGGGAGACAGAAAGAAAAAGGCGGCCAGACUAUCCAGCCAUGGCUGAGGCCUUGUACGAUGCCAUCCACGGCGCACUCUGCGAGCAGAUCGGCCAAACAGCCGAGCAGCCUGACGUCGGGUCCGACGACUGGCUCGUGGCUCUGGCCUCGGGCUUCCCCGUGGCGCCGCUCCUGUGUCGACUGCUGUUGAGCCCGCCCCCAAGCAAGGCCGGACGCCAUGGGCCGGAUCUGAUUCUGGUAUGCAGUGCGGGGGCCGGGCCCGGAUCCGGGGCCGGGGGCACCCCCGACGCCGGGGACGCCCUGUCCUCGGCCACCGCUAGCCUGGCGCUUCUGGGGGCCGGGGCGCCGCGCAUUGUCUCCGAGGCGGUCAAGCCCUCUGCCCGGCAGGAUUUGUAUGCGGCUCACCCGGAGGAUGGAGUCCCGGCCGUGGCGGCCACCGCGCGCGUUCUCAUCUCCGACAUGCUUUCCAACCGGGUGGACUUUUCCCGAGUCCGCCGGGCCCUCAUCCUCCUGCCAGCGCGCCUGACCGACCGCGGAGGAAACCCCGGCGCCGGUGGGAGUGCCAACAGCCCUGACGACGGGCCCGCCGGGCCGCGAGGCUUCGGCGACUCCGAUGGCCUGGCCCCGACCGACGCCCUGGCGGUGACCCUGCUCAAGGGCCGCGUGCCGCUGCUCUUCCUGGCAGCGCACCCGCUGGCCUUACCGCGCCUGGCCAUCUCCCUGGUCGGGCCGAACAUCAGCCUCUGGCCGCGAUUUCGCCAGGAGGUGCAGCACCUUCUGGACGGGGAGUCGGACCACCCGGACGGCUCGACCCCGGCCGCACCGGUGUCCGAAUGUCUAGUGAGCCCCCUUCGCGGAGCGGCCACCGCACAGGCUCACCUCCUGGAGCUCCUGGCCUCCUCGAUCCGGGAAGUUCAAUCACGCGCCGGGCGCUCCUUCUCCGCCAGCCAGCUUGCAAUUGGCACGGUUUUCGAGCGGACCUUCGAGCGUACCCUGCGUCGAGUUGAACGCGAGAUGGGCCUGCCGAUGGGCCGCAUGCGUGAGUUUGCCGCCCGGGAUCAAACCGGCAAGGAUGGCCUCGUGCAAUUGAUCGACGGCUUGCGCCUGCUCCGACGUCUCCUCUUCCAACUUCACUCGGAGGAUGCGGUCACCGUGUACAGCCACAUGCAGGAUAUGAUCGCGACGGGCCCCUCAUGGACCCUUUCCCCUGCCUUUGAGCCCCUUUUCCAAGCCCUCCGGGCGCGGGUGUACCUGCCGGCAUCCGGCGCCCUGGACACUCCGGACCAGGCAACUGGCCCCUACCAGCCCGCCUCGCCCGCCGGAACGCCGGAGCACAGCGAAGUCGCCGCCCUGCUGGCGGCCGGGCUGCGCCCAGCCUUCGAGGUGGAUCCCCGCUGGGCGGCCCUCCGGGCGCUGCUUGCCGCCGCCCAAUCCCAGCCAUGCCUGGUGCUGGUGCGGAGCCGACGCACGGCCAUGCAGCUGUAUCGCCUGCUCCAGCGCGACCGGAUGGCCGAUGCGUCCCGGGGAUCGGUGCACCCGGCCGACCUUCGGGAGCUCGAGCAAGCCUGGCUCCGCUAUUGCCAGCGCCGGCGCCUCCACGGGCAGUCGGUGGUGUCAGACGUGGCCCGGGCGUCGAGUCCCGGGGCGACGCCCUCACCAGGCCCGACAAAGCGCCCUCGCUUCGAGACCCCGGCUCAGCGCUUUCGCAGCCGGGCUGCCGCGGCAUCGGCCAGCAAGUCGCCCGAGUCCCCCGCCUCGGGCCCGAGCACGUCUGUCGAGACGCCAGCCACGCCGGGGCCUUCGGGAGGUGGCACUCCGAUGACACCGGGCGAUGAUGCAUCUUCCGGGCCGGUUGUCUGGCUGGAUGACGAAGAUUCGCCUGGCACCGGCGGGGAUGAUGGCGGCAUCCUGCACAUCGACUAUACGUACUUCGCCCUGGUGGAUGCCAGCCGGCCGACGGUCAGCUUUGUGGCCAUGCUGGACACCACGCCGGAGGCCUUUUAUGAGUACCUCCUGUCGACCACGGCCGGCGGCGGGCCCCAUGUCAUUCUGUAUGAUGUGGAGCUGGCCUUCCUGCGAGUGGUGGAGCUGGUGGCCGCCGGGGCCCGGGGCCCGCAGCAGCCGGCCGCCCUUUCCGGUGUCAGUUUGAUCAAUGUCCAAAACUCGGCCCUCGAACAGCAGUACCUCUCCGCCCUCAAGGUGGAACAUGCGGCCUUCAGUCGGCUGAUUGCCCGACGGACGACGGCCCCGUCCCCGGCUGCCCGGCCGCUGCUGCCAUUGUACGGCGAUUCGAGCGCACCUGCCGCCAGGGUGGGCCUCCUGCGAUCCGGCCCGACCAUCGAUCCGGCGGUGGCCCUCCUGCAGCCGGAGCGUCUGGCAUUCGCCGGUGAAAUGCCGGCCUCCCGAUACACCGGCCUGCCGGCUGGUGGCCAUGGUGGCUCUCGGGAAGUGGGCCCAGGCCCGCGCACGGUCAUCAUCGAUGUGCGCGAGCUUCGGGCCACCCUGCCACGAGCCCUGCUCGAGGCCGGCAUGGCCCUGCGGCCGAUGCAGCUCCGUGAGGCCGAUUACAUUCUCGGCCCGGGGUUUGGAAUCGAGCGCAAGGCGCCGGCGGAUCUGCGGCAGUCCAUCCAGGGAGGCCGGCUGGCGGCCCAGCUGACACGCAUGGUGCGCGCCUUUCCCGAGGGAACCUUCCUUUUGUUGGAGGUCGGCCCGCGAGGCGGCGCUGGCCGGGUCACAACAUGGGUGCUGGAUCGGCUGGUGGAGAUCCUGGUGCACCUGUCGCGGCCCUUGGUGCUGGCCUCCGGUCGUCGGACGCACCCCGUGCGGCUGGUGUGGUCGCGGUCGGAUCGCCAUGCGGCGGAGCUUUUUGCCUACUUGAAGAGCCGCGUCCGAGAGCCGGAUCCCAAUCGGGAUGUCCCGGAUCUCGAACGCCUGGAUGGGCAGGUAUCUCGGGCCGCCGAUCAGACAGGAGAAGAGGAGGAGCUGGACCGGGAGGGGCUGCAGCAGCGCCAGCAACAGGAGGAGGCGGAGGAGCAACAGGCGACAGGAAAUGCCCAACGGCCGCCGGGUGUCCCCGGGGCGGGUGCCGCAGAUCGGCAGGGCUCCCAGCAGCCGCCUGUGGCGCCCGGGCGGUGGAUUCCAAACCAGGCCGCACAAACACGCUACCGCCUGCUUUUCCCAGGUCAGCCGAUCCCGCCGGCCCCCAGCCUCCCGGGUGAUAUGGUCACAACCAUUCGGAAUAUUGUUCUUGAAUAGAGUGAGAAUGCUGUUGC